CCAUAUAUCAUCUCUUCCUAUUUGCAACUCAUGUUCAACGCUUUAACAUCAGCAGUUGUCAUAUACGUGCUGCUGAUGGCCAUAACAACGAUAAAGAACGAUAUCAACAACAAGAUGGAAGAAUACGCCACAGAGAUUGCCUUAGAGGUUCAGAGAUGCACAAGAUCCUAUCUGGAGAACAAAUGUUCACCGGAAACUAGAGUAAGUGCACUGGAGCAGCUGUGUACAGAAUGGGAAAGAUGUAUGAAUCGUGAU
Molecule: messenger RNA, 255 nt
Organism: Williopsis jadinii
Lineage: Eukaryota; Fungi; Ascomycota; Saccharomycetes; Phaffomycetales; Wickerhamomycetaceae
Gene: BRL1
Product: Brl1p
Exons: 1
Biological process (GO): lipid homeostasis; nuclear envelope organization
Cellular component (GO): nuclear envelope; nuclear membrane
Source: RefSeq, a predicted model, not a curated record